This is a messenger RNA of Pygocentrus nattereri (red-bellied piranha), 2310 nucleotides long. RefSeq names its product fibroblast growth factor 20b (gene fgf20b). The record is from RefSeq and is a predicted model, not a curated record. Gene Ontology annotation, cellular component: cytoplasm. The coding region runs from base 454 to 1077 and encodes 207 amino acids. Gene Ontology annotation, biological process: fibroblast growth factor receptor signaling pathway; regulation of cell migration; cell differentiation. The transcript is spliced from 3 exons. Gene Ontology annotation, molecular function: fibroblast growth factor receptor binding; growth factor activity. Lineage: Eukaryota; Metazoa; Chordata; Actinopteri; Characiformes; Serrasalmidae.
CGUCCUUAGAGCACACACCACUUCCCUCUGUCUCACACACCCACGUCCACACACACACGCACUCACGCUCACCUUGCCUGAUCGCGCGAAACCGGGACUGCUGAGAGUUACGACCUCACACUCACACACACUCACACACACACACUCCAGCUCUCUGCGCGGUGGAUGCAGCUCGACUCACAGGAGAACCUUGAGAAACCAGACCUGCCUGAAUUAAACUGGAUGUUUACUGAGUGAAGACUAACGCAGAGACAGAGGUCAUUUAUCCCGCGCGCUUACACUUCUUACCCCUUUCUCGGGACCCCCACCCAACACCUUCAGACCCCCCCUUGCUGCGGAGGGGGACGUUAGGCCGGCAGCAGCAGCAGCAGCCACGGCAGGCAUGGGAGCGACCUGCCGCAGCGUUUAGGCUCCAUCCAGCGCUCUCCUAGCCUUCACCGGACAGGCCGGACUAUGGCGGGGCUCGGUGAGUUCGGCGCGCUCGUGCACGGCGCCGCAGACGGCGCGAGCUCGCCUUUCCUCAUGCCCGCGCUGGCUGACGGGCUCGCGCUGCUACCCGAGCGCCUCCUCAUGCCCGCGGAGCCCCUCUCCCGCAGCCCCACUACAGACCUCACGCACCUGAAGGGCAUCCUGCGCAGGCGGCAGCUGUACUGCAGGACGGGCUUCCACCUGGAGAUCCUGCCGGACGGCACGGUGCAGGGCACGAGACAGGACCACAGCCGCUUCGGUAUUUUGGAAUUCAUAAGCCUGGCAGUUGGAUUAAUCAGCAUCAGAGGAGUGGACAGUGGCCUCUACCUUGGGAUGAAUGACAAGGGGGAACUCUAUGGCUCUGAGAAGCUGACAGCUGAGUGCGUCUUCCGGGAGCAGUUUGAGGAGAACUGGUACAACACAUACUCCUCCAACCUCUACAAACACGGGGAAAGGGGGGCACGCUAUUAUGUGGCCCUCAACAGGGACGGGACGCCACGGGACGGGACAAAAUCGAGGCGACAUCAAAAGUUCACACAUUUCCUUCCCAGGCCGGUGGACCCAGAUAAAGUGCCUGAACUCUACAAAGAAGUGUUAGGCCACAGCUGAGACCAAUCAGCCUGGCUUUAGAAGAGGAAUAAGCCCAGUUCUUACCCUAUAGGAACGAGGGAACCGGAUGGUUGGCUUCUAGCACCAGUGCAUUAGCCAGUGAGAGCACAGGCCAGUAGUGAUGCACUGAAGUGCUCUACCCUGAUUGUCCUGAGUGCUGAGAGUUAAGUGGGUGUCCCAGUGUGCAUGGGUCUGACAGAACCUUUCGAACACUAAGCUUGUUGGUAAAAAGUGAGCAAAGAGAAGGUCCUGAGUUCCUGACUGCAGUUUGAUUGCAGCUCUGCAUGACAAGAUUUAGAAAUUUUUGUGACAGUUUUUCAGCUUACCGCUGACCUGCUUUGGAGAUAACUGAGACUGGUUUAGAAAGACUUUCUGGAACUCUGUCAGGACUGCAACCUGUGCAGAACAGGAUUCAUCAUCUUAUAGGAUAUUAUUUAUACAGUUCAUGCCUUACAUAUUUAUUUGAUGUAUUUAUUUAUUUGAUAAUAUAUAUUUUCACACCUAAAUGUAAACCUAUCUAAAUAGAUAUCACAGUAGAAGGUGCCUUAAGAUAGUAAAAAAUCUGAUGUCCUCCUAUUAUGGAAGUGCAAAAUAUUACUCAUAUUGUUGCUACCAUUAAAAUUACAAGACCAAUCCUGCUUGUUUCCCGUUCAGGUGUAUGAAGAAUUUUUUUCUGUGAAUAUGUUUUAAGAAGGACCAAGAAAAUUAACCCCAAUCCUUUUAACUUCAAUCUGUGCUGAGUCUUGUAAUAGCACCUGUCAUACUGACUUGAACUAUUUUACAAAGUGUACAUGUUGUCCCUUCAUAAACAUCACUUAAACAGGGUGAACUGUUGGUGAAGAAAUGUGUAUUUGUUUCUACAUAUUUCAGUGAUAUAACGUCAUGUGGAAGAGGGUUAUUCCCUUAAACAUAGCUUCGUGCGCAGGCAGGCACAAGCUGUUGACAUGACACUAGUUAGGCUGAGAACAAAAGGCUUGUCCGGCACUCAUCAACUUCAAAGCUCCUCUUAGAGACCUUCUCAUGUAACAGCCUCGCAAUGACAAGAUCAGGGUGGAAUAAAAACUGACCUUUAGCUGUAGACUGGUGGCUCAGCGACCCAGCACAACUAGGGUCAAAAUGACAAAUAUUAAGCAAUCUCUGUCGAUUACGUCACAGUCUGGCUUAAUAUGACCACUUAAGAGCCACUUACUUUUCCAUGGAAUGCUGUAAUAAAAAUAAAAUAUUGGAAAGAAC